GUCUGCGUGCAGGUCUGUUGGCAAAAGCCCUGCGUAGCGCCGCGCUCCUUCCCAUCAGUGCGCACAGAUCUCACAAAUAGCACCAAACAGGAUGAAUCUUUAGUUGCACAUUGGCAUGAAAGGAUUAUAAGAGAAACAUGUUUUUUUCCCCUUUUCUUUCCUUUUCUAUUUUUUGGUAAUUACUCGUAACUUGUGUAAGUGCGCUGGAGCAUGGCACUUAGUUUAGCACUUCGGACUCGCGCAGAAUACAGACAGAAGGUUGUGAACAUUUUCAUUUGGCAGCUUUAACAUAUUUUAGGCAGAUAACUUUGCGGCAUGGAUCUUGAUUUGCGGAAUGAGACAUUUAUAGAGUGCGUCCGAGUGCUUCAGGACUUGAUGCAGAGCGGAGCGGUGAAUGGGAGCUUGGAGGCAGCAAACAUCUCUUGUGGCAACGCUUCCACGCUGCUCAUACCACAGCAAGUCAGGCAAGAGGAGGACCACACACUCCGGAUCCUGCUCUACUCGCUCAUCUUCUUCUCAAGUGUUUCUGGCAACCUGCUGAUCAUCGUGGUGCUCACAUUCAAUAAGAACAUGCGCACUAUCACCAACACCUUCCUGUUGUCUCUCGCCAUGAGCGACCUGAUGAUGGCCAUAUUCUGCAUGCCUUUCAACUUGAUCCCCAGCAUUCUCAAGGACUUUGUCUUUGGAGCUCUGAUGUGCAAGAUAGUGACCUAUCUUAUGGGCACAUCAGUGAGCAUCUCCACAUUUAACCUAGUUGCCAUAGCCCUUGAGCGCUACAGUGCCAUCUGCAAGCCUCUGAAGUCCCGGGCGUGGCAGACCCAGUCCCAUGCCUACCGUGUGAUUGCUGUUACAUGGGUGCUGGCCUUCAUCAUCAUGAUCCCCUACCCGAUCAUCAGUCACCUCAGGCCAUUCAAGCGUUCUGACAACACCACAGCACACCAAUGUCGCCACAAGUGGCCUGUCGCAACGGCAGAGCAGACCUGGUAUGUUCUUCUUCUGCUUGUGCUGUUCGCGAUUCCAGGAGUGGUGAUGAUUGUUGCCUAUGGACUGAUCUCCAGGAAGCUUUAUCGAGGCAUCCGAUCCGAGACCGCCCUCAACAAAGAAUCUACUGAUGUGAAGAAUGGGCUUGCUUCCUGUGGGCCGAAUAAUCCUGAUGAUGAAGAUGGUUGCUAUGUUAGUGUGCGCCCAAGCUCAAUGGAGAUGAACCCCAUGUCUACAUCAACCCAAUCCAUGAAGAUACACAGACCCCGCAGCAACACAUCGGGAGCCAAUCUGGAGGCCAAGAAGCGAGUCAUACGUAUGCUAGUGGUCAUCGUUGUUUUGUUCUUUCUCUGCUGGAUGCCUCUGUACUGUGUGAACACCUGGCGGGCUUUUGAUAACGUCUCCGCCGAACGUGCCCUCUCUGGGACGCCCAUUGCAUUCAUCCAUUUGCUGAGCUACACAUCUGCUUGCGUCAACCCAAUCAUCUACUGCUUCAUGAACAUGCGUUUCCGUAAGGCCCUGCUCGGCACUUUCUCUUGCUGCUUUGCGCCUUGCUGUCAACAUUGCCGCCGCUGUAAGCCGAGUGACAACGAGGAGGACGGUUUGGCAGCCGGGGCGUCCAUGUCCAGGUUCAGUUACACCAUAGUCAGUACCAUGGGAACCUGCUGAAGCCAGUUUCUACAGCAACACAAUACCCACGUCCUUUGUUUUUAGACCAUUGCUAUAAUCAUAGGUGCAAUCGUAGAACACAUGAAAUGAAACGCAAUCAUACAGUGUGAAUACCCUUAUAGAGCUACAAAAAAAGCACAAAAAUGCAGUUUGUAGUUAUUUCUUAUCAGAGUGGCUGAAGGCAAAUUAUUAGCUUAAAUCUUUGCAGUGGUGCAUGUGGGUUUAUAGCUGUGGUUUAAACUCAAGAAAAGGAGUAAAACUAUAUUAUAUAUGACAGAGGAAGGCUGUUAGUUACAUGUCAUUAUGUAGCUACAGAAGGUCAAUCUUCUUAAAAACUGUGUUUUAUAUUCUGCUGUCAGAGUAAAACUGAAUGUGUUAAUGAUGGUACUUUAAUUGCCUUGUGGCGUAAGUGCCUGCUUAUGAAAACAAUGCUGCUUUCGUUUUGUGUCGAUCUGCCUCAUUUAUUACUGGCGUCAUAGUAGCAGGAAGAUGGAAAGUUUAAGAGUUUAGAUGUGGAGUUGAACUGAAAAAAAAUACUUCAAGUUAUAAAAUGUGCUUAUUAGAGCUGAUGAAGUAGGUUGAAUGUUCAAAAACAUGCAGAGCAAUGUUGGCCACUUGGAAAUAUUAUAUAAACUUUAUAUUGUACAGUUCUUCUGUGAAAAUAUGUUAGGAAUAGAAACUUUUAAUCUCUUCUAUUAUUUUGUUGUUGCUACGGUGUAAGAAAAACUAUAUAACCCAAUCUGUGCCACAUAUUCUGUUUCUAUAGAAUAUGUCUUGUGUAAAAACAUUAGUAUUUCAAUGAACAUAUUAAAUGAAAGAGCAUAAUUUAACUGGGCCUUUUUCAUUUCUGAUGUAUCGUGUAUUAUAAAAUAAAAAUAAAUGUUGGUUUUCAUGCUGCAACUUGGACAAGAAAAGGAAAAUUUAGAUGGAAAAAUGCCACUAUUGCUUUGAAGGUUAUAGUUCAGAUU
Poeciliopsis prolifica (blackstripe livebearer) is the source of this 2618-nucleotide messenger RNA. RefSeq names its product cholecystokinin B receptor b (gene cckbrb). The record is from RefSeq and is a predicted model, not a curated record. Lineage: Eukaryota; Metazoa; Chordata; Actinopteri; Cyprinodontiformes; Poeciliidae. The coding region runs from base 316 to 1650 and encodes 444 amino acids. Gene Ontology annotation, biological process: neuropeptide signaling pathway. Gene Ontology annotation, cellular component: membrane. The transcript is spliced from 5 exons. Gene Ontology annotation, molecular function: neuropeptide receptor activity; gastrin receptor activity.